CCACCUUCUUAGACGUCAAAGAGCUGAUGAAUCUGUUGCCUAGCAGUGAACUGAUUAGCGGCGAGUGAAUGUGUUGUUUUUCUUUUAGAGCGGUUUUGUCUUUGAACUUGGAUACCAGAGGGAAAAGUAGGAAUUGUCUGAAGAGAUUGGGAAAAGAUCACUGAAACUUCAAAAAGGGAUUUGUUGUCCGGACAUGUUGCCGCCUUUGUUACAACUAUGGGCCAAACACAGACUGCCGUGGACAAGGAAGUGACUCUUCAAAAUAUUCAGGAACUCUACCGCAAGUUUAUAACCGAGUGUCCGAGUGGGAAUUUGCACUUGCACGAGUUCAAGAGAAUCUUUUGCGUCAAAAGCAACUGCACCGAAGAGGAAUCAGCCUACAUGGAGAAUGUGUUUCGAUCUUUUGACACAAAUAAGGACGGUAAAAUCGACUUCAUGGAGUUUGUGGCCGCUGUGCAUCUCGUCCUUCGUGGGAAACUUGAGGACAAACUCAAAUGGUCUUUUAAGGUUUUUGACAGAGAUGGAAAUGGAUGUCUGGACAGACAGGAAGUACAACACAUCAUUAAAAUCAUCUCCACGUUAAAGAGGCACAACGAUCCAGGAAUCACCGAGAAUAUUGAAGACAUCUGCGAAAGAAUAUUUGAGUUGGUGGACAAGAACCAUGACAGUCGGAUUUCUUUAGAGGAAUUCAUUGAGGGGGCUGAAAAAGACUCAUGGGUGAUGGACCAACUCAAACUGGACAUCGGGCCCUCCGACUGGUUCUUGGAACAGCAGCACAAACCUUGAUUUGUCAAGACUGAUUUGAAAUGACUGGACAAUCAUACUGUCCAUUUGGAAGCACCAAUGAUGGUAACACGGUCUUCAGCAAAUGCUCUUUUGUUUACAAAGGUUCAGUUCCAAGGAAAUAAUCUGCAUCAACUAAUUUCUUAUGUGGGGUUGAGAGAUUCAGGAUUAUCUCAAACCACCAAUCAAAACACUGAGAAAGUUUCACUGUGUAAAAAUUACAUUGGCACUAAAAACGUUGUCAACAAACAGAAUGUAUACUGUUUUUAAACAUCAUUUUAAAGGUCUAGUGUGUAAGAAUUAACAUCUAAGGGUGAGACUUGAGAAUAUUGUAACACCCUCAACAUCUCUUAUCAAAUAAACACAAGAUCAUUUGUG
This is a messenger RNA of Solea senegalensis (Senegalese sole), 1161 nucleotides long. Its product is annotated as guanylyl cyclase-activating protein 2-like. Bases 217 to 786 code for a protein of 189 amino acids. Gene Ontology annotation, biological process: visual perception. NCBI's taxonomy places the organism in Eukaryota, Metazoa, Chordata, Actinopteri, Pleuronectiformes, Soleidae. Gene Ontology annotation, cellular component: photoreceptor inner segment; cone photoreceptor outer segment. The record is from RefSeq and is a predicted model, not a curated record. The transcript is spliced from 4 exons. Gene Ontology annotation, molecular function: calcium ion binding; calcium sensitive guanylate cyclase activator activity.